UGACUCCAAGCAAGUUGUAGAGACAGACACAGGAAAUGUGAUUUAUUUUGUCCGGACAACAACGCUGGCUUUUUAAGAGUUGCUCUUGUUCAUUAAGGCAGCAUGUCUCUUUUCAAGGCCCGUGAUUGGUGGUCAGUGGUGCUGGGGGAGGGAGAGGAGUUUGACCAAGGAUGCCUGUGUGUCGGAGAUGUGGACAACAGUGGCUCAGGACAUGAUAAGGUUGUGGUUGGCAGCUACAUGGGUAUGCUUCGCAUCUUCUGCCCUCAUGCCGAUAAACUCGGGGAGGGAGGCCAGAGCCUGGCGGAUGCCCAGCUCCUGGAAAUCCAGCUCCCAGACUCCAUCAUACAGGUGGAAGUGGGCAAGUUUGUCUCGUGUUCUGAGCUCCUCCACUUGGCUGUUCUCCAUCCUAGGAAACUCUCUGUCUAUUCUGUCUCAGGCAUGGUGGGGAAUGUGGAGCACGGUGCCCAGUACCAGUUGAAGUUGGUUUAUGAACACAACCUGCAGAGAACUGCCUGCAACAUGACUACUGGUCCCUUCGGAGGGGUCACUGGCCACCACUCCCUAUGCAUUCAGUCCAUGGAUGGGAUGUUGAUGUUCUUUGAGCAGGAGAGUUACUCCUUCGGCAGGUUCCUCCCUGGCUUCUUACUGCCUGGCCCCCUGGUCUACUGUCCCAGAACUGACACCUUCCUCACGGUGUCCUCUGCCAGACAGCUGGAGAGCUACAAGUACGAGACUCUGGCUGUGGCCACUGAGGCAGAGAACAGACAAGACACGGGCGGGCCCCUCAAGACUGGAGGCAAACGAUUGACGCCUGAUUGGACGUUUAUCCUUGGGGAGCAAGCGCUGGACCUGUCGGUACCCUCCUUCUCUCACUCUGCCUCCUCCGUCUUCAUCCUGGGAGAGAGAAACCUCUACUGUCUCCGUGAUAAUGGUCAGAUACGCUUCAUGAAGAAACUUGAGUACAAUCCCAGUUGCUUCCUACCCUACACCUCAGUGACGGAUGGCACUACCAACCUGUUACUUGGGAACCACACCAAUAUGCUUCUGGUGUACCAGGACGUGACUCUCAAAUGGGCGGCCCAGCUCCCCUGCGUGCCCGUGGCAGUGCGCCUUGCCAACUUACCGGAGCUGAGGGGGGUUGUGGUGACCUUAAGUUCAGACGGCCACCUCCAGUGCUCCUACAUGGGCACCGACCCCUCCUUCUUCUCCACACCCAAGGUGGAUGCACGGGAGGCUGAUUACCAGCAGGUGGAUGCUGAAAUGAGGAGCCUGCAGAAAUUCAUUAGGGAGGCCACCAAGACCCAGGACAUCCUCCCCAAAGCUGACACUGAAGAGGACCUGGCUGUCACAGCUACCGUCUGCACCAGCAUGGACAGCCCAUCACAAGCUCUGAUCCAGGACAUUGAUGGUCUCCUGGUCCCAUCAGUCACUGUCAAGGUGAAAGUGAAGGCCAGCUCUCCCCUGCAUGGCUGUAAGCUGACCGUCUGCGUCCAGCCUCCUCUGGCUGUCACUCAGGAUCAGUUUGCCCUGGAGCCCAUGGAUAUGGGAUCCUCUUCUGUUGUGGAGUUUUCUGCUUUCCUCAAUGGUCACUACCCCCCUGCUGACCUGACAGGGGACAUAGCUGUAUCCUACAGUUCCCCAACAGGCGUUCCCAGGGUGCUUCAGUCCAAGUUCUCUUUGCCCCUGAUUCUGGUGUGUGUGCCAUCCUCCCCAGCCAAGAGCGCCAACCACAAAAUCACAAUAGAGACCAACAAACCCCCUGUUAGCAUCAGCUCCAUCUUUCCUGAAUUUUUUGAGAAGUCUGCGGAUAAGGAGGGGAACAGUCUGGCCUUCCAGUUUCUUUCAGGAGCUAGGGUCACUGUGCUGGCCUCGAAGACCUCCCAGCGGUAUCGUGUUCAAAGUGACAGUUUUGAAGACAUGUGGCUGGUGGUGAAGGAGUUGGUCCAGCGGUUUGAGCAGCACUUCACCAGGCUGGGGGUCAAAGACUUCAGAAACAGCUUUUCUGGUCCCUUGCCCCUGGCAGAGUACUUUCAAGCUGUGGAUCACCACUUCCAGCUGCGUGUGAGUGCUCAGCAGUAUCAAGACCUUUUGGCUGAGCGGGCAGUCCAGUUUAGAGCCAUCCAGCGACGUCUGCUGACCCGCUUCAAGGACAAAACCCCAGCACCGCUUCAGAACCUGGACAGCUUGCUGGAUGGUACCUACCACCAGGUGAUUGCCUUGGCGGAGGCAGCGGAGGAGACCAGGGUGCGGUUGGAGCAGGCUUUUGUCCAUCUGCGUAGUUCCAGUCACCUGCUAGUGCUGCUGCUGUCGCUGUGGCAAGGCCUGACCCCAGAUCAGACCGCCAUACUGGAGGCCACGCUGCUGCCGCUGCUCAGAGACACUCCCACACUGGGCUGGGAGGAGAGCUGUGAUGCUGCCGUGUCCCACCUGCUGAGGACCUGCCUGUCACGGAGCCCAAAGGACCAGGCCACCUCUCUGGCCCAGACAGGGGGCCCUGUGCUGGGCCUGCCCCGCGACACGACCAGGCUGAAGAAGCACAUCACCCUUCUAUGUGACCGCAUUGGAAAGGGGGGCCGGCUUACCCUGGCCUCCGAGGCCAAUGUCCAAUCGCGUGCCGAGGUCCAGACACUGGCCCUACCUGGAAUGACCAAGGCCAUGGAGUUACAUGAGCUGGUGAUGCAGAAGAAAUUCUGCUUUGCUAAAGUUGCUUUUAGUAAUCUAAAGGUGGUGUUUUGA
Messenger RNA from Lampris incognitus (smalleye Pacific opah), 2736 nucleotides. It is a transcript of the gene bbs9, whose product is annotated as Bardet-Biedl syndrome 9. Gene Ontology annotation, biological process: cilium assembly. The transcript has 21 exons. Gene Ontology annotation, cellular component: BBSome; membrane. Lineage: Eukaryota; Metazoa; Chordata; Actinopteri; Lampriformes; Lampridae. The record is from RefSeq and is a predicted model, not a curated record. Bases 103 to 2736 code for a protein of 877 amino acids.